AUGAAGCUACCUGAACUACCACCACCAUCUCAGCAAGUCUUCUCGGAGAAUAUGGGGUCAUAUGUUCAGGUUGCAAGUAAUAUUUCCAGAGCCAGUGAUCUACUCAUGGCGGUAACUUCAAGCGCCGAAGUCAACAGAAUGAAAAUCAUUGAUUUAGCUUUGGAAGCAAUGGAAGAGCUAAAUAAAUUGGCCCUAGCUCGAGAACCUCUAUGGCAGUAUGACACAGAAAGCAAUACUGAAUUUCUUAGUGAUGUCGAGUAUAUGAGGGAAUUUGGACACAUAAGUGCUUCACUGAAAGAAAUUAUUAGAAUGGUUGAGGUGGGAGACUCUCAAUCCGAGCUCCCAAGAUUCAGAAACAUUAACGAUUCUGAAUUUUCAGUGGAAAGUGAGUAUGGCCCAAUGUCAAUAGAAAACCAACCUGAAAAACCAGUUAGUUCGGAAACUUCACGAGCUAUUGAAUAUGUCAACAUGAAAGCAGUCCACCUUGUUCAUUUGCUAAUGGAUUUGAAGCAAUGGCUACUGGUGUUUCCUAAUAUUGUGUCUAGAGCAAACAUAGUGGGAGUAUUAUCCUCAUCAAGAUCUGAAGGCAACUAUGAUGGAACCCUGCAAGUGAUGACAGCGGAGUUUCAUGCCCCAACACCACUUAUUCCAGCUCGAGAAAGUUACUUUGCAAGGUACAGUAAACAACUGGACAGAGAUAUGUGGGUAGUUGUUGAUGUAUCCUUGGAAGAUUUGUUUCAGUUUCCAUCAACUAACUUUCGGAGACAACCAUCAGGAUGUAUAAUUCAGCAAAUGCCGAAUGGAUGCUCAAAGGUCAUAUGGGUGGAGCGUGUGGAAGUGGAUAACAGAAUGGUUCACAAUAUGUUUAAGACACUGGUCAGUUCUGGUUUUGCAUUUAGCGCAAAGCGCUGGGUUUCCGCUUUAGUUCGACAAUGUGAAUGGUUGGCAACUCUAAAUUCUACAAGCUCCCCUACAUCUGAUUGUAUGUUAAUAUCGAAAGAUGGAAGAAACAGCUUGUUGAAGCUUUCGGAGAGGAUGAUGAGAAGUUUUGUUGCUGAUAUUAGUGCUUCUAUAGAAAACAAAUGGAAGACAUUACCUGUGUCUGGAGCCGAAGAUGUAAAGGUCACAACUAAAACUAGCUUAAAGGACCCCGGAAAGCCGCCUGGUACCACCUUAUUAUUUGCUACUUCUGUCCAUCUUCCAGUCCCAAGAACUCAAGUAUACAAUCUGCUUCGCAGUGGUGAAACUCGAUUCAUGUGGGAUAUGAUGUCGUAUGAAAAAGAUACAAGAGAAAUUGCUUAUAUCGCAAGCGGUGACCAUACGGGGAAUCGUGUUUCGAUAAUUGAAGUAGAAAAUGGUGCAACAAAGGAGAUUGAAGUAUUCUACUUGCAGGAGAGUUACACAGACUUAAAUGGUUCAUACGUAGUUUACGCACCCAUUGACCAGUUGGCCAUGUCGGCUCUUUUGGAUGGCGUAAACCCAGACGAGGUUCCUAUCCUUGCAUCUGGGUUUUCCAUCCUGCCCGAUAGACCAAUGGCCAAUAUUGAUGAAUCUGGUGGAAGUCUGUUAACUCUUGCCUUGCACAUCACGGAAGGAGGCGCAACGGAGGAAUUUAUCCCUCCUAGCACAGUUCAAACUAUACUCCACAUCAUUGCUGGAACUGUGAUCCAAAUCACGCAUGUACUCUCAAAUGAUGGAGAAAAUAGUGUCGAACCAGAGCCCUUUAGAGGAGUUGAGGGCUUGUAUCUGGAAACCACCAACAAUGUUGAAGAUCAGGAAGAAAUCAGUGAGAGAGGAAGAAAGAGAAAGUUUGGAUUAUGCGACGGCGGUGUCGGUGGGGACCUCGCAUCCGGUGACGCGCUUGCAACCUUCAACGACCUGGGAGGGUUCGAAGGACAAAAAAUGGCAAAAGGAGGAAGAAACAAGUCCAAAAUCCAUAAUGAUGAUGAUCAAGACUUUGACGAAUGGAGGACCAAGCAGAAGCACGACCGCCAGCAAGGUGUGACAGGAGGUGUGACAGGACGUGUGACAGAUGUUGUGACAGUAGGUGUGACAGAUGUUGUGAUAGUAGGUGUGACAGAUGUUGUGAAAGAUGGUGUGACAGUAGUUCUGGCUGCAUUUGUUAGUGAUUCAAAAUGUAAAGUCCCACCAAGCAAGAAAACCACAACUCUCAAAAGGCGGAAAAUCAGCAAGGAGGAAGUAAAAAGGAAGAGAAGGAGAGAAGAGUCUGAAGAGAGUGACGAUGAAACACAAACAAACAAUGAAACAAGUGCAAAUGACACUGAGAAUGACAGUAAGGAUAUUCAUGAUGACAAUUCCAACAGUGAAGAUGAAAACGAAGACAAUAGUGGUUGGAGUGACGAUGACAAUGACAAUGAUGACGACGACGAUGAUGACAUUGACGGUGAAGAAGAUGAUGAGAGCAACAGCAGUAGUAAUGAGGAGGAGGAGAUUCCUUUGAAGAAAAAAAGUAUAAAAAUGAAGGGGAUGAAGAUUAAGGUGAAGGGAAGGGUGAAAGAGAAGAUUUCAGCACAAAAGAAAUCCAAAACUAACAAGCCAAAAGAGAAAACCAGUAAAACGGCACCGAAAGCGAAAAAGAAGAGCAAAAAAGACCAAAGCGUAAAGUAUAGAUCAGCAUACCCGGAUCCUACUCCUUAUAAGAAGAAGAUCAAGGCAUGCUCCUUGCAAAUAUUGAGGGAAGGGCCGUUUGGGCAGUUCUUCUCUACAAUAUAUGAUGGAGUGAUCACAAGGAAAAUGAUGACGAAGUAG
Molecule: messenger RNA, 2769 nt
Organism: Argentina anserina (silverweed cinquefoil)
Lineage: Eukaryota; Viridiplantae; Streptophyta; Magnoliopsida; Rosales; Rosaceae
Product: homeobox-leucine zipper protein ROC2-like
Exons: 13
Coding region: 1-2769 (922 amino acids)
Molecular function (GO): lipid binding
Source: RefSeq, a predicted model, not a curated record